Messenger RNA from Dovyalis caffra, 1926 nucleotides. The record is from the annotation of a GenBank genome assembly. Lineage: Eukaryota; Viridiplantae; Streptophyta; Magnoliopsida; Malpighiales; Salicaceae.
AUGUAUAAAUACGCAUUCCUCAGCAAAUACCUGAGUGCAGUCCGCCCACCACCACUCGCAGGUUUGUUAAGAUUCGAAAGCAACUCCGCGAAAAUCAGCAACUGCAGCUUUCCCGCUCGGACAUUAACGCAAACACUUUGCCUGCACACAAAUACUCAAAAUUUAUCCAGUAAACGCCGAUCCCAAAGCCAACAGAGAGAAAUGAAGUACGUCCUAGUCACCGGAGGAGUUGUCAGUGGGCUCGGCAAGGGCGUCACCGCUAGCAGCAUCGGCGUCGUCCUUAAAGCUUGCGGCCUUCGCGUCACUUCCAUCAAAAUAGGAGCAGCAAUCACUUUUAAUGGCCUGAUAUGUGUUGCAGAUCCUUACUUGAAUACUGAUGCUGGCACCAUGUCUCCUUUUGAACAUGGGGAGGUUUUUGUUCUUGACGAUGGCGGAGAGGUUGAUUUAGAUUUGGGUAACUACGAGCGGUUUCUGGAUGUGACACUAACAAAAGAUAAUAACAUUACCACUGGGAAGAUAUUUCAGUCUGUUAUCGAGAAGGAAAGGAAAGGUGAUUACCUUGGAAAGACCGUUCAGGUCGUUCCGCAUAUCACUGAUGCGAUUAAGGAUUGGAUUGAAUCUGUUGCGGCCAUUCCUGUAGAUGGAAAGGAAGGCCCUGCGGAUGUGUGUGUGAUUGAGUUGGGAGGUACAGUAGGUGACAUUGAAUCUAUGCCAUUUAUUGAGGCUUUGCGACAGCUGUCAUUUUCAGUUGGACAAGAUAACUUUUGUCUCGUUCAUGUGAGCCUGAUACCUGUGCUAGGCGUUGUUGGAGAGCAAAAAACUAAGCCUACACAACAUAGUGUUCGUGAAUUGAGAGCAUUAGGCUUGACUCCUCAUCUAUUGGCAUGUCGCUCUGCUCAGCCUUUAUUGGAAAAUACAAAGGAGAAACUUUCUCAGUUUUGCCAUGUUCCGGCUGCUAAUAUUCUCAAUAUUCACGAUGUUCCUAACGUUUGGCAUGUCCCUCUGUUACUUAGGAACCAAGAUGCUCAUGAUGCAAUUUUAAAACAGCUAAACUUACUCAGCAUGGCGAUGCCUCCUUCUUUACAAGAUUGGACCAUGAUGGCUGAGACUUGUGAUAACCUCACCAAUUCUGUGAGGAUUGCGAUGGUGGGGAAGUAUGUUGGCCUAACAGAUUCAUACCUGUCUGUUGUUAAGGCUCUCCUACAUGCUUGCAUCGCAUGUUCGUUGAAGCCAUCGAUUGAUUGGAUUGCAGCUUCCGAUCUUGAAGAAGACAGUGCAAAAUCGACACCAGAAGCUCAUGCUGCUGCUUGGGAGACUUUAAAGAAUGCAGAAUGUAUCUUAGUUCCUGGUGGAUUUGGAGAUCGUGGGGUGAGUGGAAUGAUAUUGGCUGCCAAGUAUGCUAGAGAGAACAAGAUUCCUUACCUUGGGAUUUGCUUGGGCAUGCAGAUUGCGGUUAUUGAGUUUGCUCGAUCUGUUUUGGGUUUGGAAAGGGCAGAUAGCAAUGAGUUUGAUACUAAUACACCUGAUCCUGUUGUAAUUUUCAUGCCUGAGGGUUCAAGGACACAUAUGGGAAGCACAAUGAGACUAGGAUCACGAAGGACGCUAUUCCAGACCCCCGAUUGUAUUACUGCAAAACUGUGCGGUAAUCCACAGUAUGUAGAGGAACGACAUCGGCAUAGAUAUGAGGUAAAUCCAGAGGUAAUUGAAAUUCUAGAGGAAAAUGGCUUAAAGUUUGUUGGGAAGGAUGAAACAGGAAAACGGAUGGAGAUUUUAGAGCUUCCAAGUCAUCCUUUUUAUGUAGGUGUGCAAUUUCACCCAGAGUUCAAAUCACGACCCAGAAGGCCAUCUGCUCUAUUUUUAGGUUUUAUAUUGGCAGCAACAGGAAAGUUGGAAGCGCAUCUCAAGAGUCACCAAAAUGGAAUCUAA